CCCACUUGUCAAAUUUCCAGGCAGCACCGUUCCAGAACUGCCCCUUCACCUCUUCUCUCUACGCUCUCUCCAUACUCCAUUCUCGCUUUUCUCUCCAUUUCUAGGGUUAGGGUUAGGGUUUUCUCGCUAUUUCGCAGUCCCAAAACGAUAUGGACAGGCACAGAGGAGACCGCUACGGCAACAACCCUGACUCCCACCACUACCGCCAUUCUCGGGGCCCUUCUCGGUCCUCCGACGCCUCCGGAAACCAUCAUCGCCGCAGCCCUAGCAGCUACCGUGUUGGCUUCUCCGGUGGUGGAGGCGGAGGCGGCCACCACCACCGCCCCUUUGACAGUCCUCCCCGUUAUCCUCCCGGCGGUGCUGGGUUGCGGCCGAUGGGUGGCGGGGGUGGGGGAUUUGCAUCGAAUCAUCAGGUGCCGCUCUCUGGUCAGAAACGGGGGUUUGGUUUCCCUGGCCGUGGAGGGUCUCCAGAUCGUUAUGAUGGAGGUGGUUUUGCAAAACUUUUUGUUGGGUCGGUUCCAAGGACAGCCACCGAAGAAGAUAUACGCCCCUUGUUUGAAGAACAUGGAAAUGUCUUAGAAGUUGCGUUGAUCAAAGAUAAGAGAACUGGACAACAGCAAGGGUGUUGUUUUAUAAAAUAUGCUACUUCAGAAGAAGCUGAAAGGGCAAUUAGAGCUUUGCACAAUCAAUACACUUUGCCUGGGGGAGUGGGACCUAUCCAAGUGAGAUAUGCUGAUGGAGAACGAGAACGCCUUGGUGCAGUUGAAUACAAGUUGUUUGUGGGCUCACUGAAUAAACAAGCUACAGAAAAGGAAGUUAAGGAAAUUUUUUCACCUUAUGGUCAAGUUGAAGAUGUCUACCUCAUGCGUGAUGAAUUGAAGCAAAGUCGUGGAUGUGGAUUUGUUAAAUUUUCUCAUAGAGACAUGGCAAUGGCAGCUAUUAAUGCUCUUAAUGGAAUCUAUACAAUGAGAGGUUGUGAUCAGCCAUUAACUGUUCGGUUUGCUGAUCCUAAGAGGCCUAGACCUGGGGAAUCAAGGGGUGCUCCUGCAUUUGGGGGUCCAGGUUUUGGCCCUCGAUUUCAAGCACCAGGUGUUAGACCAACAAUGAACCAAGGUGAUCCUAUAGGCAGUGGUCGAAUUCCUCCUAAUGCUUGGCAUCCAAUGAGUCCACAGAAUCUGGGCCCAUCUUCUAAUGCUGGUAUUCAUGGCUUUGGGAAUCAGUCACUCCCAAGGUCUGGUGACGGAUCAAUAUCUUCAACUCCUGGUGCUCCCCUGGGCGGUCUUGGUGGUUCAGCUGAUGGUUCUCUUUCUGGAAUUGCAGUUUCAUCUUCUGCUACACCACAACAGAAUUUCAACCAGCCUAUGCUACAAGUGCCUUCCAUUGGUGAGCAAAUAUCACCGUUGCAGAAAUCGCUUCAGUCUCCUCAGCAUUUGCCACCUUCCCUGCAGCUACAGUCUCAAACUCCGGCAUCUUAUACACAGCCUCAAACUCCUCAUUCAUCAUUACGACAAUUUGGUCAGCUACAAAUAUCUCAUUCUGCUGGUCAAACCCCCUUCAAUCAAACACUUCCAUCCCAACAGCUGCUUGGUUUGAGUGGACAGCUGUCUGGUUCUCAGCCUCAGGUCCAGCAGAGUGCCUCAUCUGCUACUGCCCAGCAGACUCCUGUCAACCUCAACUUACAACAGCAUGCUGUGUCUGUCAUGGCAAAUCAACAUCAGGUGCCUGCUCCUGCUCAGCAGCAACUGGUCCAGCCUCUACACCAAUCACCUUCUCAGUUGGCUCAGUUGCUAUCACAACAAACGCAAGCCCUACAAGCUAGUUUCCAGUCAUCUCAGCAGGCAUUUUCUCAGCUGCAGCAACAAUUGCAGCUGAUGCAACCAUCAAACCAAACUUUAACGUCACAGCAGGGUUCCCAGACUACUAAACAGCAGUGGCCUGGGACUGUACCACAGACUGUUGCCAGCACUGCUACCAUCACACCAGCCACUGAUGUGCCUUCCACAACUUCUGCUGUGCCUGUAACAACCCAGGCUGUGGCCCCUGUAAAAUGUAAUUGGACAGAGCACACUUCACCCGAUGGAUACAAAUAUUAUCACAAUAGUGUAACUGGUGAAAGCAGGUGGGAAAAACCAGAGGAGUUGACAUUACUUGAACAACAGCAACAACAACAAAAGUCAUCAGUUCAACAGUCACAAGCCCAAUCACACACUCAAGUUUUGUCUACACAGCAAAUUCCUCAAGCUCAACAAGUGCAGCUUCAAACUCAGCUCCAAGCACAUCUCCAAGCACAGCUUCAGUCACAGCUCCGCCAACAUCAGCAGAUGCAACAGCCUCCAGUGUCUUCAUCGUACCAGGCUUCUGGAGUUAUGGGUCAGCAAAAUGUUCAGGAACUUGGUUAUGCUCAAGCACAGGUAGGGGCUAGUUCAGUUAACGAUCCUGCACGCUUCCAACAGGGCCUUCAAGCGGCUCAGGAGUGGAUGUGGAAGAAUAAGCCAGCAGGCUCUUAAAAUGGAUGAAGUGUGAUUCUGAGGUUGCAUAUUGUCACAAGUUGCUCCUCUGGGAAUCCGCGGCUGAGGGAAUGGAAGCAAAAACUUGGACAAAAGCAAGACAUGCAGUCACCACUGCUCUGAACUUUAAUGCCAAAAGGAAUGUGCAGUAGGCAUGCUCUGUCUUCAUCGUUGUGAGGUUUUACUGUCUCACAAUUACUGUCUUGAACAAUCAAGCUUGGUUUCCAUGAAGGCAUAGGCAGCGAAUGCCAUGAAUAAGUAUUUAUACAUGUUAAUUUUACCUAACUUCUGCCACAAUUAGGUACUGAGUUUAAAUAUUAGACUCUCUAGGCCAUUUCGUCAGGCAGGUUGCGCCUUGAAGGUCUGUUCUCCUCUGCAUAGAGUAGGCUCCAUAAACAUCUCGCAAAUAGGGUAUGCUUAUGCUUGGGAUUCCUUCUGGAUAUCGAUAAAGGUCCAGUAAAUGUUAAUUUUGAGCA
Vitis riparia (riverbank grape) is the source of this 2983-nucleotide messenger RNA. RefSeq names its product flowering time control protein FCA. Gene Ontology annotation, cellular component: nucleus; ribonucleoprotein complex; cytoplasm. The transcript is spliced from 19 exons. The coding region runs from base 150 to 2507 and encodes 785 amino acids. The record is from RefSeq and is a predicted model, not a curated record. NCBI's taxonomy places the organism in Eukaryota, Viridiplantae, Streptophyta, Magnoliopsida, Vitales, Vitaceae. Gene Ontology annotation, molecular function: mRNA binding; protein binding.